Talpa occidentalis (Iberian mole) is the source of this 1028-nucleotide messenger RNA. RefSeq names its product cilia and flagella associated protein 126 (gene CFAP126). Gene Ontology annotation, cellular component: ciliary basal body. Gene Ontology annotation, biological process: cilium organization. The record is from RefSeq and is a predicted model, not a curated record. NCBI's taxonomy places the organism in Eukaryota, Metazoa, Chordata, Mammalia, Eulipotyphla, Talpidae. The transcript has 6 exons. Bases 286 to 828 code for a protein of 180 amino acids.
GUCAUGUAAGGACUGAGGGCAAUGUAGUUUUUUUCUUCUGGGAAAUAAUCUUGAGUUAGUUACUUUGAAAAACAUUAUUCCUUUGUUAUUCUGCCUGAAAACUUUAGUGGUGGACCCUCUAAACUGGAUCUUCUCAGUGGGGGAAAGCUUGGGGGCAGCAUCGGCCAAGAAAGCUGAGUAACAAGUGGAAGGAAAGGCAGUCCCUGCUAAGGGGGCAGCAGUCCAAAAGGUAGGCCUUCUGUGGUUGCCAGGCAACAGAGAUAAACAGCAGGAAGUGGCAGGAUCAUGGCCACUAACUAUAGUGCUAACCAGUAUGAAAAAGCUUUCUCACCCAAGUAUCUGCAGAAUUGGUCUCCCGCCAAGCCAACAAAAGAGAGAAUUUCGUCCCAUGAAGGUUACACUCAGAUUAUUGCCAAUGACCGUGGUCAUCUGUUACCGUCUGUGCCCCGUUCAAAGGCAAGUCCUUGGGGUUCUUUCAUGGGUACCUGGCAAAUGCCUCUGAAGAUACCCCCUGCACGGGUAAACCUGACCUCCCGUACAGUUGCUGGUGCUGCCUCCCUCACCAAAUGGAUACAGAAAAAUCCAGACUUACUCAAGGCCUCCAAUGGGCUGCGUCCUGAAAUCUUAGGCAAGCCCCAUGAUCCAGUCAGUCUGAAGAAACCGUCAACCACAAAGACUGUACAACAAGCACCAAGUCCAACCAUAAUUCCAAAUUCCCCAGAUGCAAACCUCAAUCCUGGAGAUGAACUCCAGAGCCCACACCCCUCUGCAGGUCAUACUCCUGGUCCCCAAACCCCAGUCAACUCUCUUCUGAGCUCACCCAGCUGAUGUACGUCCGAACAGCAUGCAUGUUCUAAUCUAUCUGAGCCCCAGAAACAAAAACUUGGAACUCCAGAAAUGAACAGAGUAAACCCCUCUAGAGAGUUAAUGAAAUAAGCAAGACCCCUAGUUAGGCAUGUAGAACAGGGAAAUAAAGAGUAGGUGUAAAAGAUAAACUUGGAAAAUAAACAUCUAUUGUUGACUCUUAC